Messenger RNA from Henningerozyma blattae CBS 6284, 1437 nucleotides. RefSeq names its product recombinase RAD51 (gene RAD51). Gene Ontology annotation, biological process: DNA strand invasion; mitotic recombination; double-strand break repair via homologous recombination. The transcript has a single exon. NCBI's taxonomy places the organism in Eukaryota, Fungi, Ascomycota, Saccharomycetes, Saccharomycetales, Saccharomycetaceae. Gene Ontology annotation, cellular component: condensed nuclear chromosome. The record is from RefSeq and is a predicted model, not a curated record. The coding region runs from base 1 to 1437 and encodes 478 amino acids. Gene Ontology annotation, molecular function: ATP binding; DNA strand exchange activity; ATP-dependent DNA damage sensor activity.
AUGCCUUUUGCAGAUUCACAUUCAUUACAAAUACAACAUUCCGAUUAUAUAAACACAACUAAUAGUAAUAACAAUAAUAAUAGCUUCAUUUGCAAUAAUAACGGUAGCAUUAGUGUUUCUCAAGAGUCGAAUAAUUCAAAUAGCAUUACUAAUCAUAUCAACACAAGUAACUUAUCUAUAACAUCCUCAUAUAUAAAUUCUUCAAUGUCGAAUGUUUCCACUGCUCAACAAGAGCUUUCACAACAAAAUACUCAACCAGAGUUAUUUACUAAUGAAAACGAUCAUAUGGAUAAUGACCAUACACAACUAGAAGAUUCCACGAUACAGCAUGAACAACAACAAUUUAAUAUGGAUACAGUUGAUACAUUAGACCAAAAUAAUACACAGAUGCAAGCUCGAGGCCUUGACCAGGAUCAAGAUCAAAUAAUGAGAGGUGAAGAACAAGGUGAGGAAGAAACUGCAAGUGCAUCGUUUGUACCGAUUGAAAAAUUACAAGUCAAUGGUAUUACCUCUACAGAUAUUAAGAAAUUAAGAGAACAUGGGUUACAUACAGCAGAAGCUGUUGCCUAUGCUCCAAGAAAGGAUUUAUUGGAGAUAAGAGGGAUUUCUGAAGCUAAGGCUGAUAAAUUAUUAAAUGAAGCUGCCAGACUAGUACCUAUGGGGUUUGUGACUGCUGCAGAUUUCCAUCUAAGAAGAGCUGAAAUGAUUUGUUUAACUACAGGGUCUAAGAACUUAGAUACUUUAUUAGGUGGUGGUAUAGAGACAGGUUCUAUCACAGAAUUAUUUGGUGAGUUUAGAACUGGGAAAUCUCAAUUAUGUCAUACUCUAGCAGUGACUUGUCAAAUUCCAUUAGAUUCAGGCGGUGGUGAAGGGAAAUGUUUGUAUAUAGAUACUGAGGGGACUUUCAGACCUGUUCGAUUAGUCUCUAUUGCUCAAAGAUUCGGCUUAGAUCCAGACGACGCUCUUAACAAUGUAGCAUACGCCAGAGCUUAUAAUGCGGACCAUCAAUUAAGAUUAUUAGAUGCAGCUGCUCAAAUGAUGAGUGAAUCAAGAUUUGCUCUAGUUAUUGUGGAUUCAGUGAUGGCAUUAUAUAGAACAGAUUUUGCAGGUAGAGGGGAAUUAAGUGCACGUCAAAUGCAUUUAGCAAGAUUUAUGAGAGCUUUACAAAGAUUAGCAGAUCAAUUUGGGGUAGCUGUAGUCAUUACAAACCAAGUUGUUGCUCAAGUAGAUGGUGCAGCACAAUUCAACCCAGAUCCAAAAAAACCAAUUGGUGGGAAUAUUAUGGCACAUUCUUCCACAACAAGAUUAUCUUUUAGAAAGGGUAGAGGUUGUCAAAGAGUUUGUAAGGUUAUUGAUUCUCCUUGCUUACCUGAAGCUGAUUGUGUAUUUGCCAUUUACGAAGAUGGUAUUGGUGAUCCAAGAGAAGAAGAUGAAUGA